CAUUUGUCAUUUAUCAUUUCUCAAUAUGGCGUCGACACUUUAAUGUUGUGCUUCAUCUAUGGUCACUUGUUCGUGUGUUUAAAGAGCAGCAAAUAACGCGAAAUCCCGCCAGUUUAAUUAUACUAGCCACGAAUCAACCAUAUUACUGCUUUUGAGUAGAGUUCGGUCUCCAUUGUCUAUAUAAACCAGCUGGCUGUAAAAUGGCCUAGAUGUGAACGACAGUCAAGCAUUGUAGUUUUCCCAAUUUAGUUUCCCAUCCUCGUGCGUGAAAUUUUUAAGUAGAAACGGAAAAUGAUGGAAUUUUCUCAGCCUCCGCCCAAUCUUUCCAUGCCGCCCCCCAAUCUCGCGGCCCCGCCACCGGGAGUGGGCAUUCCCAUGCAGCACAAUAUGGGAUACAACCAUAAUAGGCAACCAUUUCGACCUUUUAUGAAACCCUUGCCAGGUCCGUUGGGAAACAUGACCCUGGAGGACUUCGAUGGAAAGCGCCUCAGGAAGUCAGUUAUGCGUAAAACUGUGGAUUACAACUCGUCUGUUAUCAAGGAACUGGAAACUAGAAUAUGGCAGCGAGACUACCGGGAUAGGCGAGCCAUGCAGCCAGAUGCUAUGUACUAUCCAGACCUGAUGCCGCCCCCGUCUUAUCCGGAUAAUCCCAUCAACUGUGUUACUACACGGUUUGUGAAAACUGCCACCAACAAGAUGAGGUGCCCGAUUUUCUGCAUGGCGUGGACCCCGGAAGGCCGAAGGCUGGUUACUGGAGCCAGCUCAGGAGAGUUCACUCUUUGGAAUGGUCUCACUUUUAAUUUUGAAACUAUUUUACAAGCGCAUGAUAGUCCAGUGAGAACGAUGGUUUGGAGCCACAACGAUAGCUGGAUGGUAACCGGCGACCAUGCAGGUUUCGUGAAAUACUGGCAGUCGAACAUGAACAACGUAAAAGUCUUUCAGGCGCAUAAAGAGGCCCUCCGCGGUAUAAGCUUUAGUCCUUCCGACAACAAGUUCGUGACGUGUUCAGACGAUGGUACCCUUCGAAUAUGGGACUUUUUCCGGUACCAAGAAGAGCGAGUUUUAAGGGGUCACGGAGCUGAUGUGAAAUGCGUGCACUGGCACCCUCAAAAGAGCCUUAUCAUUUCCGGCAGCAAAGACAACCAACAACCGAUCAAGCUGUGGGACCCGAAGAGCGGCCAAUCUUUAGCGACGUUACACGCUCACAAAUCCACUGUGAUGGACUUGAAAUGGAACGCCAAUGGAAAUUGGUUGAUAACCGCAUCCAGAGAUCAUCUUCUCAAGCUGUUUGACCUGCGGAAUCUUAGCCAAGAAGUGCAGACGUUUAGAGGGCACAAGAAGGAGGCUUCUAGUGUUGCCUGGCACCCGAUUCAUGAAGGACUUUUUGCUAGUGGAGGAUCGGAUGGAGCAAUAGUUUUUUGGCAUGUUGGAGCUGACAAAGAAGUGGGAGCAAUAGAGCAGGCUCAUGAUAGUAUCGUCUGGACCCUCGCCUGGCACCCUCUUGGCCACAUUUUGUGUUCCGGAUCAAACGAUCACACUAGCAAGUUUUGGACGCGCAACCGGCCGGGAGAUCAAAUGCGCGACAAAUACAACCUUAACACCCAACCAAAUGGCAUUGCCGGAUUAGAGGAUAUGGAUCUGGGAGAUGAGCAAAACAACUCGAUGAUCCCUGGAAUGGGUCCAGAGGACAAAGUGGAAAUAACCGCGUUGAUUGGCGAUGAAAACACUGCCAUUCCUGGAUUGGAUCUGGAUUCCGGCCUUUUAGUCAACGAGGAGAGGGCCAAACCCAAGAAAGUGCCCUUUAGCAAGCCAAUUCCCAGGAACUUUCAAGCUCAAUGGAACGAAGCAACCAGUGUUGAAACUACCCCUGGAGUGGUCCCAUUGGAGAAAAUCUGCCCCAACGCUAUUAUCGUCUACGGGAAGCUUAUUCCAGUGGAACCUGGCUCCAAGUUAGAAAAGGCAAUUUCUGAAGGCCCAGAAGUUCUACAGCGGUACAUCGACUCGGGGGCUAUUGAAGAGCUUCAAGACGUAAUCCCUAUCAGGGAUCCAGAUGAAGAUGACUACUUGCGAGACACAAAUCACGAUGAGAUCGAGAACAUGCACAAUAUGAACAGAAGCAGCAACGACAUGGACAAUCACAGUCAGUAUAACGACGAGGAUUUCCGGGGCAUGGAUCACGAUAUCCGGGGUUUCAAUGCGACAGGAGAGUCUGAUAUCAGACCGUUUGGUGGUGACACGGACUUCAGGAGCCAUUCCGACAUGGAUUUCCGAUCAAAUCAUGACUUUGAUCACAGAAAACCGCUUCCGUUCCGAUCAGGUCCCAUUCGUCCAAUGUCUGGACGUCCAAUCACAUAUGGCGUAAAUGAAAUGGACGGCCCAGUUGGUCUGGACAGUCCAAUGGGUGGAAGAUUGCCACCUUUUGGUCCGAGCCCUCCCAUGGGACCAGGAAGAUCAAUGGGGGGCGCAACCGGUCCGGAUGGACGGCGCGGACUGUUGGGGCCCCCCUUGCGAGGCCCGAGAAGUGGGUUCGAUAGUUUCGGCGAUGAAGAUUUUCGGCCCAAUUCGCGGUCGUUGGAAUUCAUUGAACCGUUUGAUCGCGACGAUGAGUACGACGACAGCAAUUAUGAAGAUGAUUAUAAUAAUGAAUUUUACGACGAAGAACCGUCGAACAACUCUAACAAUUGGCAGCGGAAUGGAGGCAACUUCCAAAGUGUGGGCUUCAAUCAAAGAAGCGGCGGAAGUUCGUCCAAUGAAAACUGGAACAAUGCACCAAGUCAGAACUUCCGACCUCAUGGAGGUAGAGGUGCGAGAGGCGGGGGAGGAGGAGGAGGAGGAAAUUCUGGAAAAAGCAGAAAAAGUAGAAAAAGUGGAAUAAGUGGACGGGGACGGAGUGCACGAAUAACCAGCGCAGGCCGACGUAGAACACCUCGCGGAGGUCGCGGCCGAGGCGGUUAGUUGUGUUAAAAAAAUGGACAUGAAGUUUGAGACAAUCGCAGUGCUGAACUAAGUGGCCGUCCGGCUACUUGCCCGCUAACAUUAUUGUUAACUCCAAGCCACUAUUUUUAGUAGUUAUCGUUGGCUUUAAAUGGGCCGCAAACAGAUAAAUGGUAUUUCCGUUGGCCCACCCAAUGUAAUAGUUAAUCUUAGUUCAAUAAAAUCCAUUUCACAAAAAGUGCUUCAAUAAUCAAAUCGCUUAUAUUUAAACAUAGACCAACACGCUUACAAUCAUUUCGUAAAAUUACGCUUAUUCUUAUUAAAUAGACUCUCUGAAAAAUGUUUUAUAAAAACGGUUUGUUAUCUUUUAAGUUGAAAAUUGCAGCUAUCACUACUUUGUAGUUCUUAAAAUUGAAGGGACAUGUACAACUGUUACACAUCGAACAAUACACAUUACGAUUUGUCUCGUU
This is a messenger RNA of Dendroctonus ponderosae (mountain pine beetle), 3404 nucleotides long. RefSeq names its product pre-mRNA 3' end processing protein WDR33 (gene Wdr33). NCBI's taxonomy places the organism in Eukaryota, Metazoa, Arthropoda, Insecta, Coleoptera, Curculionidae. The transcript is spliced from 14 exons. The record is from RefSeq and is a predicted model, not a curated record. Bases 292 to 2955 code for a protein of 887 amino acids. Gene Ontology annotation, cellular component: mRNA cleavage and polyadenylation specificity factor complex. Gene Ontology annotation, molecular function: protein binding.